This is a messenger RNA of Grus americana (Whooping crane), 4884 nucleotides long. It is a transcript of the gene ALCAM, whose product is annotated as activated leukocyte cell adhesion molecule. The record is from RefSeq and is a predicted model, not a curated record. Gene Ontology annotation, cellular component: plasma membrane. The coding region runs from base 163 to 2547 and encodes 794 amino acids. Gene Ontology annotation, biological process: cell adhesion. The transcript has 17 exons. NCBI's taxonomy places the organism in Eukaryota, Metazoa, Chordata, Aves, Gruiformes, Gruidae.
UUCUAAACACACAACAGAACGGGCAAUAUUAUUACUUUUUUUUUUUUUUUUUUAGCUUUUGAUUUGAAAUACUGGCAUCCUGAACACAGAACCCGAAAAGCAGCCCAUGCCCCGAGCAGAUGCAAAGGACGGGUGGCAGAAGGCGGGGUCGUCUUGCUCCGCAUGCCCUCCAGCCCCGCCGCCCAGGCCCCCUCUCCGCGGCCCCUCGCUUUCACGGCGCCGCCCGUCGCCCAGCGGGCCCCGGGGCAGCGGCGCGUCCCCCGGCGGAGGGACGCGUCCCCGGCGGCAAGGGCGGCUGCACCCGGCGGCUCGGACUGCCCGCGGGGCUUCCCCCCGCCCCGCUGCCUGCGGGCUGUGUGGCGGGACGGCAGGGGCGGGGGCACGGGGGGCCGGGCCAACGCCGCCGCCGCCGCUCGGCUCGGCUCCGCCUCUCCUGCCGCAGCUCCCAGUCCUGGAGCGCCGCUCGGCUGCCAGAGGGAAGCCGCCACCUGCUCCGGUGCGGAGUCGCUCCUCGCUGCGCGCCGAGAGGGAGAGCAGCCGCCCGCGUCCGGGAAGUUACCGCUCCUCCCGCCGCCGGGGGAAAGCUGCCGCCGCCGGCUCCCGGCCUCGGAGGGGGAGAAGUCGCCUCCCCGCUCCGCUGCGAAAGGGAAGAGCCCCCGCGGGCGCGCCGCCCUGCUCCGCCGCUGCGUCCCGGUCCCGCCGCGGGCAGGCGGGAUGAUGGAGCCCCCCGCCGCCGCCUGCGCCUCCUGCCGCCGCCGCCCGCUGCCGCCGCCGCUGCUCUGCCUCCUGCUCGCAGCCCUCUGCCUGCCGCCAGCUCUGGGAUUGUACACAGUAAAUGCAGUAUAUGGAGAUACUAUUACUAUGCCUUGUCGUCUAGAAGUACCAGAUGGUCUUAUGUUUGGAAAAUGGAAAUAUGAAAUGCCAAAUGGAUCUCCAGUAUUUAUUGCCUUCAGAUCAUCAACAAAAAAAAAUGUACAGUAUGAUGAUGUACCAGACUACAAAGACAGGUUGAGUCUCUCAGAAAACUAUACAUUAUCCAUCAAGAAUGCAAGAAUCAGUGAUGAAAAGAGAUUUGUAUGUAUGCUAGUUACAGAAGAUGAUGUUUCCGAAGAGCCAACGAUAGUCAAAGUCUUCAAACAACCCUCUCAACCAGAAAUCUUACAUCAAGCAGACUUCUUAGAAACAGAGAAGCUACAAAUGCUCGGGGAGUGUGUUGCACGAGAUAGUUACCCCGAAGGCAAUGUUACGUGGUACAAAAAUGGGAGAGUUUUGCAGCCCGUGGAAGACGUUGUAGUCAUAAAUCUGCAAAAGAUUGUGGACAAAUCAACUGGACUCUUCACCAUGACAUCAUCUCUUCAGUAUAUGCCAACAAAAGAAGAUGCAAAUGCCAAGUUUUCUUGCAUUGUGACAUAUUAUGGACCAUCUGGCCAGAAAACAAUACAGUCUGAACCAGUUGUCUUCGAUGUUCACUAUCCAACAGAGAAGGUGACUAUUCAAGUGCUGUCACAAAGUAGUACCGUUAAAGAAGGCGAUAACAUCACUCUGAAGUGCUCAGGAAAUGGCAACCCUCCUCCACAGGAGUUCCUGUUUUACAUUCCAGGAGAAGCAGAAGGUAUAAGAAGCUCAGAUACUUACGUAAUGGCAGAUGUGAGACGAAAUGCAACAGGAGAAUACAAGUGCUCUCUGACCGACAAAAGCAUGAUGGACUCAACCACCAUCACUGUGCACUAUUUGGAUUUGCAGCUUACUCCUAGCGGAGAAGUCACAAAACAGAUUGGAGAGGCCCUGCCUGUGUCGUGCACGAUUUCUUCUAGUAGAAAUGCAACUGUGUUUUGGAUAAAGGACAAUACCAGAAUGCAAACAAGUCCAUCAUUUUCAAGUCUUCAGUAUCAAGAUGCUGGAAACUACAUCUGUGAAACUACUCUACAGGAGGUUGAAGGGUUAAAGAAAAGAAAGACACUUAAACUUAUUGUGGAAGGAAAACCUCAAAUCAAAAUGACGAAGAAAACCAACACAAAUAAAAUGUCCAAAACAAUUGUCUGCCAUGUGGAAGGUUUCCCCAAACCAGCAGUGCAAUGGACAGUUACUGGUAGUGGAAGCAUCAUAAAUAAAGCAAAGGAGACCAAAUAUGUAAAUGGAAAAUUUUCUAGCAAAAUUGUAAUUGCUCCUGAGGAAAAUGUGACUUUAACUUGCAUUGCAGAAAAUCAGCUAGAAAGGACUGUGACCUCCCUGAACGUCUCUGCUAUAAGUAUUCCAGAAUACGAUGAGCCAGAAGAUAGAAAUGAUGACAAUAGCGAAAAGGUUAAUGACCAGGCAAAGCUAAUAGUGGGGAUUGUAGUCGGUCUUCUGCUGGCUGCUCUGGUUGCAGGUGUUGUCUACUGGCUCUAUGUGAAGAAAUCAAAUGACGCCAAAGGAAAGUCUGAGAAGGCAGCAGCACAGAACUUUCCAAGUCUGCCGAGGACAGCGUCAAAACAUGUAGACAAAGAUCUUGGAAAUAUAGAAGAAAACAAAAAACUAGAAGAAAACAAUCAUAAAUCUGAAACUUAAGAGACAAAACGUGUCAGUCAUCAUUCCAGAGAAUACAUAUAGACCAAUUGAAGCAUGAACGUGGAUUGUAUUUAAACACAUACAAAGAAGUGACAGCCAUUCAUGGUUCAAGUAUUAAACAGAUCAUACUACCAAGUUUUCAAAGGAUUUUAGACACAAUUAUCUCAAGCUAAAAAAAAAAAAACCACACCCACAAACUAAUUUUGGCAACAGCCAUGAUAAUAGGUCACCAUAUUGUGUUCUGUUUGAAAUAUUUUUUUGUAAAUGUCUGCACUGAAGAUUUCUUUUUGUUUGCCUUUAUGUAAAUUUUUUACGUAGCUAUUUUUAUACACUGUAAGGCUUUGUUCUGGGAGUUGCUGUUAAUCUGAUGUAUAGUGUAAUGGUUUUAUUUCAAUUGUUUUUACGACACCCUUUGAGCAGGUACAUGUCUAAUUCUGAUUGUUAUCAGUGAAGCCUCCGCUUUGUAGCAAGUACCUAAAGUGUAAGAUUGUCUUAAAGGAAAAUGUCAAGCUCUUUUUUCAUUCUUUGAAAUCGCAGUAAAGAGGAAGGGUGACAGCUGUGACAAGAAUAAACGAAAUUGUUAAUAAAAGUGAACAUUUAAAAAACCCUGCAAAGCUAAACAGCCAGAAAGGGAAUAAAGAGUUUCCACGGAGAAGUCUGGGUAUUGAGCAAGGAACACAAUGAAAAAUUCCUAGCCUAUGUACAGACGGUGGCUAAUAAUCCUUUUCUUCUAGAGCAAGACACAUUCUAUUGAUACAUUAUCGGUGGUCUUUCAUGGUAGAAUUAGGAUAAGGAACUGGAAUUCUGGAUUAAUUUUGAUUCCUUUGUGUUAUCCGCUGCCUUAAAGUACUGUACCUUUUCUUCAUUUCAAAAAGAUACCGGUCAGAAUUGGAAAUGUUUUUUAAAAAGUGGUCAUAUCAAAGCUGCAUUUUUUUUCCACAAAAAUAGAAUAUAUAUAUAUUUUUUGUGUGUUUUUGUUAACUAUGCUACAGAUAUUGAAUGCACCUUGAGAUAAUUUUAGUGUUUUUAACUGGUACCUAAUUUAUCAAACCGUACAUAUAAUUGUAACAAUGAAAUGUCUAUGUAUCUUUAGUUACAUUCAAGUUUGUAACUUUAUAAACAUGUUUUAUGCUUGAGGGAAUUUUUAGAAUGGUACUGAUAAGAAAAUGUUUUAGGGUAAACGGCCACUAGAAAGUUGUACUUGAGGGAGAGAAGUAUCGGCUUAUGCGGGAAGGCGAGUGCCUGGAAAAAAGUAUCAGGCAGCUUUGAUGGAGAGGAACAGUAGAGUAAGCAGAACAUCAGGUUUCCAUUUACAAAUAUCCAGGGAAAAAGUAAGUUUUUAUAGACUGGUAGGCAAAAAUAAAUAAAUAAAUAAAUAAAUAAAUAAAUAAAUAAAAGAAAAAGAUGGACGUUAGGAAAUGUAUUUUGCCACUUUUGCAUUAUUUAGGGGGAAGAAAACACUGUUACUUGUAAAUUUGUAAAAUGUUAAAUGUCUGGGCAGUAGUGACUGAUGUCUUAAUAAAAGCUUCCUGUAGUGCAUUGGCAUGGAUUAAAUACAUAAGAUGUCCUAUAAACUCUAUGCUGUAUAAAAUAUUAGAGGGAAAUCCUGUUACAUGCCUCUAAACUUUGAUUUGUUACUGUUUUAUUUGGCAAAAAGAAAAAAAUUAUAAUCUUGGUCAAUAUUUAAACCAAAGUAAAAUGGGGGAAAAAAACCAAAGUAAUUUGUUUUGCAUGGCUAAGCCAUUCUGUUAUCUCUGUAAAUAUUGUGAUUUUUUUCUUUUUAGAAUUUUGUUAAAAAAAUUCUAAAAUUUUUAAACACCUGUUUUUCCAAAAUAAAACGUGAACACACAAAAAAGUUAGUUUAUAUACAAAUAUAUCUUUUUCUUUUGGUGCGAGAACACUGCCAAGCGAUACACAUUUUUUUAAAAAAAAACAACGCAGUGGGCGUGACUCUAAACAGGAGAGGUUGUAACAGCUUCCUGUGAAGGAGUGUGCAAACAUCACCUGUCUUUGUUUAUAACACUACAAAUAGUUCUUAAAUAGAAGAAACCUCCAAAGAUCAGAAGGGAAAGCAUAGGGAAGGGCUGAAAAUUUUCAUACCACUGUCUGGGGAAUACAGGGGAGAGGAGAAGAAAAAAAAGUCCUUCGACUUCCACAGCUACGAAAAAGGAAUAAAAACAUCUCCUCACCUUUUGGGAUUCUGCUAGAUCUCCUAUGCACUUUAAAUCGUCAAUCCUAGGAGCUGGGUUUUGCACUGCUCCGAGUUCACUAUAGGCACGUUUCAAGAACCAAGAGUGCAAAAGAAUUAAUGUUUCUAUCCAUGCCUAAACAACAAUA